AUGGAGAGAAACUGCAAUGUUUUUCUUGACUGUUGGAUUAAUUCACUAUACGGUUGUGUUCAUCACGCUUUACCAGAGACUCCCAUCAGACGUAGAUUUGUCGAGAAAGAUAGCCCCGGUUUCUUUCUGUUUAUUGCAGCUCCGAGCUCGGCUAGCGUGGCUUGGGAAGCAGUAUCAGGAUCAUUCGACUCCUUCUCGAGGAUGCUCCUGUUUCUCUCACUUUUCUUGUACUUGGCCUUGGUAGUGAGAGUGGAUUUCUUCCGUGACAGCAUUAGGAGAUUUUCCGUAAUAUGGUGGUCAUUUGCAUAUCCCAUGACAACAACAUCUGUGGCCACACUCAAAUAUGCAGAGGAAGUGAAGCACCCAAUUGCUCGGACUUUGGCUUACGUUCUCACUUGUGUCUCCAUAAUAGUGGUACUAAUUCUUGUCGUUCUUACUAUUGGUAGUAUAGUUGUGGCAAGAGAUAACCUCUUCCCUAAUGAUACCCUUAUAAUCCCCUGCGCGGAGGAGCGCAAGAAAACUGUGUUGCUAGCUAAAAGAUCUCGUAAUUCAUGCUUCUCCCAGACUUAA
Cryptomeria japonica (Japanese cedar) is the source of this 570-nucleotide messenger RNA. RefSeq names its product S-type anion channel SLAH1-like. The record is from RefSeq and is a predicted model, not a curated record. Gene Ontology annotation, cellular component: membrane. The coding region runs from base 1 to 570 and encodes 189 amino acids. The transcript has 2 exons. Gene Ontology annotation, molecular function: voltage-gated monoatomic anion channel activity. Gene Ontology annotation, biological process: intracellular monoatomic ion homeostasis; transmembrane transport. NCBI's taxonomy places the organism in Eukaryota, Viridiplantae, Streptophyta, Pinopsida, Cupressales, Cupressaceae.